Cyclopterus lumpus (lumpfish) is the source of this 2557-nucleotide messenger RNA. RefSeq names its product protein arginine methyltransferase 3 (gene prmt3). NCBI's taxonomy places the organism in Eukaryota, Metazoa, Chordata, Actinopteri, Perciformes, Cyclopteridae. The coding region runs from base 38 to 1414 and encodes 458 amino acids. The record is from RefSeq and is a predicted model, not a curated record. Gene Ontology annotation, biological process: peptidyl-arginine methylation. The transcript has 14 exons. Gene Ontology annotation, cellular component: nucleus. Gene Ontology annotation, molecular function: protein-arginine N-methyltransferase activity.
CGUCACCAGGAAGUACCACUGUAACCAAGGCGGCAUCAUGGCAGAAUACAUAGACCCACGCGGCGACGGAGACGCCGACGAGAUGCCGGAGCUCUCCGACUGUGACGACGACGAUGACGUUGAUAACGAUGAAGACCUGUGGCAGUGGGCGGAGGAGGAUGAGGAGGACAGUAGGCCGGCUAACGUCACGUGUCUGUUCUGUGACAGGUUGCUGAGCUCUGUGCCUGCCACCCUGCAGCACUGCGCGGCCGACCACCAGGUCAACCUCGUGGAAAUUAUAAAAAAACACCAUUUAGACGACUACGGUUACAUAAAGAUGAUCAACUUCAUCCGGUCGACAAAAUGUGAUGCGUCCGGUCUGACGGGACUGCCAGACGCUCCUUUACCGUGGGAGAGUGAAGACUUCCUGCGACCAGUCCUGCAGGACGACCCUCUGCUGCAGACAGACCCCGAGGAGCUCUGCGAGGACUUGAGCCUGUCGGUGUGCCCGUCGUUCAGGGCCGAGUCCCAUGAUGCACUGCAGCAGAGGGCCCAGGCCGCUGAGGAGAGAGCCAGUACUUCAGAGCAGGCGCUGGCCAGAGCCAUGGACGACCUGCAUAAACUCAAGCUUCUGGCUCAGGGUUUGGUGCUGAACGCAGAGGCAGGCAGGCCGGGCAACUCGAGCGCCGUGGCCGAGCUCCGCGAGGAUGAGGACGAGGCCUACUUCAGCUCCUACGGCCAUUAUAGCAUCCACGAAGAGAUGCUGAAGGAUAAAGUGCGCACGGAGAGCUACCGCGACUUCAUGUACCGCAACCCUGAAGUGUUCAGAGACAAGGUGGUGCUCGACGUGGGCUGUGGGACCGGCAUACUGGCCAUGUUCGCCGCCAGAGCUGGGGCCAAGCAGGUCAUAGCGGUCGACCAAUCAGAAAUCAUCUAUCAGGCCAUGGACAUAGUCAGGUCCAACGAGCUGGAGGACAAGAUCACUCUGAUCAAAGGCCGCAUAGAAGACAUCAAGCUCCCAGUGGAGAAGGUGGACGUCAUCAUCUCAGAAUGGAUGGGUUACUUCCUGCUGUUUGAGUCCAUGUUGGACUCUGUCCUGUACGCCAGAGACCUCUACCUGGCGGACGGCGGCUCAGUCUAUCCGGACCUUUGCAACAUCAGCCUGGUUGCAGUCGGAGACGCACAGAAGUACCGAGACCACAUUGCAUUCUGGGAUGACGUGUAUGGCUUCAACAUGGCGUGCAUGAAGAAGGCCGUGGUGCCCGAGGGUAUGGUGGAGGUGGUGAAAGAAGACACACUCAUCUCUGAACCCGCAGUCAUACAGACGUUCGACUGUAACAAAGUGCGUCUGUCUGAGCUGGAGUUUGCGUCAGAUUUCUGCCUGAAGAUGACAAACACCACAGAAUGCACAGGCUACACACAAAAAAUGACCUGAAACCAACAUUUGCCCGCCCGCUAUCAUUCAUCAGAGAGGCGGUGUGAAAGGAACAAGGCAGUACAACCAGCAGAGACAUCAGUCAGCUCACGUUGAUGGAUCGUGGUCCUGUAUUUAAGAGGAUGUCUGUCAGUGUGAUAUUUAAUAGAGUUUCAGAUUGAAUCAGAGCAGAGAGGCUUAAUGUGACUUUGAAUUGCAUGUCAAACAACAUGGUGGAUGUUCACAGCCUGUUUGCCCCGUCUUCCUCUCGAAAAACACACUCUUGAUCGCGGGCCUCCUCAAAUGUUUGAGCCCAAACUGGUCGCAGUGUGUUUUUUAAAAAAGACGCACGAUACCACAAACAAACUAACGUGAGUGAGGCCGCUGUAGAUCAGGAACUCGCAUGUUGCGCGAGGUAAAAGUAUCGAGUUCGGAGUCUCGUGACUUAUUUUUUAAGAGACGUCACGUUUUCUUCUUCGAGAUUUAGAGUGAACCGUUGGAAAUUUCUGGUUCAGCCAACGUAGUAACACACGACAAGUUUGCAUUUAGGUUAAUUUAAUUAAAAUUGUUAUAUGGGUACUGCUCCCCAAGUUCAUAUCACGCAACGCAAAUGUGUGAGAUGAUUUGAGUCCUUUUUUGAUGACGUCAGCAUUUUCACAGCUGGAAGGCAGAACUCCUUCUUUGAUUUACAUAUUUGGUUUUUGAGGUAAUCCUCACGUAGUGGAAAGUAAUCCAGUUGCGUUAAAAAUGGUGACACUUGGAUCAGGUUCCUCUUGACUAUAUUUUCUUAACAGCUAAUUAGGAAUUGUCUUUGCAUGGGAAAAAGAUAUAAACAUGACUACUGUGAAUACGACGAUCUGAUGAUACACAACGUAUCCAUCGAGUGCUUUUGGUGUUUUAAUUAAUAACGUGUGUGUACAAAUUAACAGAAUAAAGUGUGAAAACAUCAAAAAAAAUACCCCCAACAUAUUCAUGCGUCUCUGUCCGAAAUCAAAACCACCUCCUAUUAAACCAGCGGACACUUUCUUUUUAUUCCCAUCGCUGAAACUAAAUGCGGCGAAUUAACCCAAACACAAAAAUCUGGAGUCCCGCGUGAGACACGCUCGAUCUUUUUGACUAACGCUAAAUUGAAACGUGUGUCCUCAGCGAGGGUCAGCUACAGGC